Molecule: messenger RNA, 2613 nt
Organism: Phyllostomus discolor (pale spear-nosed bat)
Lineage: Eukaryota; Metazoa; Chordata; Mammalia; Chiroptera; Phyllostomidae
Gene: ULK3
Product: unc-51 like kinase 3
Exons: 16
Coding region: 84-1487 (467 amino acids)
Biological process (GO): peptidyl-serine phosphorylation; autophagosome organization; protein autophosphorylation
Cellular component (GO): autophagosome; cytoplasm
Molecular function (GO): protein serine/threonine kinase activity; ATP binding
Source: RefSeq, a predicted model, not a curated record
GCACUCUCCCUUUCGGUUCCUAACCGGAACCCGUGUGGAAAAGCAGGAAGCGCCUGGUGGCCGGCUCCGGGCGGGCGGUCAGGAUGGCUGGGUCUGGCUGGGCCCCCCCGCGGUUGGACGGCUUCAUUCUCACCGAACGCCUGGGCAGUGGCACGUACGCCACGGUGUACAAGGCCUACGCCAAGAAAGACACUCGAGAAGUGGUGGCCAUAAAGUGCGUGGCCAAGAAGAGUCUAAACAAGGCAUCCGUGGAAAACCUCCUGACAGAAAUUGAGAUCCUCAAGGGUAUCCGACACCCCCACAUCGUGCAGCUGAAAGACUUCCAGUGGGACAGUGACAACAUCUACCUCAUCAUGGAGUUCUGUGCAGGGGGUGACCUGUCUCGCUUCAUCCAUACCCGCCGAAUUCUGCCUGAGAAGGUGGCUCGUGUCUUCAUGCAGCAGUUGGCUAGUGCCCUGCAUUUUCUGCACGAACAGAACAUAUCUCACCUGGAUCUCAAGCCACAGAACAUUCUGCUGAGCUCCUUGGAGAAGCCCCACCUUAAGCUGGCAGGUACUUCGGCUUCGCACAGCACAUGUCCCCAUGGGAUGAGAAGCAUGUGCUCCGUGGCUCUCCUCUCUACAUGGCCCCUGAGAUGGUGUGUCAGCGGCAGUAUGAUGCCCGUGUGGACCUCUGGUCCGUGGGGGUCAUCCUGUACGCCUCCCUUUGCCUCCAGGUCAUUCACGGAGCUGGAAGAGAAGAUCCGGAGUAACCGGGUUAUCGAGCUCCCCCUUCGGCCCCCUCUCUCCCGAGACUGCCGGGACCUGCUGCAGCGGCUCCUGGAGCGGGACCCUGGCCGUCGCAUCUCCUUCCAGGACUUCUUUGCCCACCCCUGGGUGGACCUGGAGCACAUGCCCAGUGGGGAGAGCCUGGCACGAGCAACCUCCCUGGUGGUACAGGCUGUGAAGAAGGAUCAGGAGGGGGACGCCACAGCUGCCUUGUCUCUCUACUGCAAAGCUCUGGACUUCUUUGUGCCCGCCCUGCACUACGAAGUGGAUGCCCAGCGGAAGGAUGCAAUUAAGGCAAAGGUGCAGCAGUAUGUGUCCAGGGCUGAGGAGCUCAAGGCCAUCGUGUCCUCUUCCAACCGGGCCCUGCUGAGGCAGGGGGCCUCCGCCCGAGACCUGCUCAGAGAGAUGGCCCGGGACAGGCCACGCCUCCUUGCUGCCCUGGAAGUGGCUUCAGCUGCCAUGGCCAAGGAGGAAGAAGGUGGUGGGGAGCAGGACGCCCUGGACCUCUACCAGCACAGCCUGGGGGAGCUGCUGCUGCUGCUGGCGGGGGAGCCCCCAGGCCGGAGGCGGGAGCUGCUUCAUACUGAGGUUCAGAAUCUCAUGGCUCGAGCUGAAUACCUGAAGGAACAGGUCAAGAUGAGGGAGUCUCGCUGGGAAGCUGAGACCCUGGACAAGGAGGGGCUCUCGGAAUCCGUUCGCAGCUCUUGCACCCUGCAGUGACCCCAAAAGAAUGACUGGAUAGACCACAGGCCACCUGAAGUUGGGGGACACACUCACGCAGACUGAUGCCCAGAAUUCUGUGGCCUGUGCACCCUGGCGAAGCACCCUUCUUGAAUGGGCAGCUCACUGCGACCACCGCAUUCCAGGGUCCCCAGCACCCCUCAAGAUACUCUACCCCACAAAGACUCUGACAGCCCAGCCCGUGUAUGUGCUGACAGUGUCGGGCCGGGCCCGGGGGGGGAGGGGGGUGCAGGGGCAGGCCUCUGGGAGAAGAGUGUCUCAUGUGACUCUGGUUAACUGGUGGCUCCUGGACACUGAGCCUGUCAGUUUGGGGCAUCAGGGUUCUGUUUUUGCUCUGAGAAGAGGGCAGGGGGCAGCUGUAUUCUGUGCCUACCCCUGUCAUUCCUGGGAGCCCUUAUUUCAACUCACCUCUAUCCUUGCACUGGACCAGGAUGCUCUAAGACCUCUCAGGGACCACCUACCCCUCGGUCUGCACUCAGCCCCAUAGAACUCACCAGUCUUCUUGGAAGCCGAUUCUUGCCCACCCUCUUGGUAUUUUAAAUUAAUCCUUCAAGCCAUGAAAAUAAUACACUGUAGGGUGGGGCAAAUUGGAGAAAUUCAUACCUUGUUCCUGCUCUGGCCCGGGGAGUAUCAGGGGAAGGUUCCUUCAUCCUCAUCCCUCCCACCUCCAUCCCUUUUUGGGGAGCCCCUGCUUUCCACAGAGCUGGUACUGGCCUGGGAACAGGAGGAAUGGGGCCGCCUGGCCCCUUGAAUUUGGGGGACCCACUAGGCCAGGAGACCUUCCAGGUCUGACAUGGCUGCUACCACAGCAUGUGCCCUGGGCACACACCUUCCCGUUUCUUGGUCUGGGUCUCCCCAUCUCUCCAGUGGUGUUGCUAAUAGCUCCUUAGCCCCCACCUGGGCCUUUGGGAGGACAGGAACUUUCAUCUGGAGAAGAGUACACACCUAGGGCUACUGGUUUUGUGUUUAAAAUCUGAAAGGCUGUUGGUGAUUUCUAACCCUUGCACCCUUCAGUGCCUCCUUGGGGCAGAAGUUGUCUCUCUUCCCUGCCAGAGAAGUGUGAAGAGUGUCAUUCAUUGUUUCUCUAUUAAAUUAUUUUCUGAAA